AUGUUUGCGCUCGUAUUGCGAGCAGGAUCGUCCGGCGGCGCUCGCCGGGUGUCGAGUGACACGGACUUGCAGGAGGUGUCGGAGACGCUCGCUAUAGUGUCACUCGUUAAGGCGUUCAGAGACAGAGGUCACUACGUCGCACAGCUAGACCCCUUGGGGCGGCACCUAGGUCCCCUCAAGGACAACGCUCAGCCGCCCGCAGCUGCUGCUGCUGCAGCAGCUGCCGAUUCCUCCUCCUUCACUAAACCAGGCAGCAAGGGCAAGGCGUGGGCGCUAGCUGGGGUGAGCAGGACAUCGCAGACUGCAGGUGCUGGUAGGAAGGGAAGCAGUGCUGCUGGCAGCAGUGCCGUCUCGGCUCUGCCCGAGCCUGAGAACGCGCCGGACCUGUUUCGCUUGCUUCGGAACUACCCGGAGCUGGACCUGGGCGCGGUUGGUCUGGCAGGCAUCGAUGUGAAAAAGAGGUACUUUCUAGGAGAGCAGCUGAGGAUCGUGCGGGCGGCGCAGUUGUUCUGGACGGUGGAGGAGGUGGUGGGGCUGCUUUCAGCCCCUUUUCUUUGCCUUGCUCCACCAAUUAUCCUACUCCCUCGCAACGCACACCUGGCAGGUACUUCCUGGGAGAGCAGCGGCGCAUCGUGUGGGCGGUACUUUCUGGGGGAGCAGCUGCGCAUCGUGAGGGCAGCACAGCUGUUCUGGACGGUGGAGGAGGUGGUGGGGCUGCUGCGCAACGCGUACUGCCGCACGAGCACAGUGGAGUGCGCACACCUGGCCAGCAGGCAGCAGAAGCGGUGGGUGCAGGCCGCCAUGGAACGGCCCCCCCUGCGCCAGCUCUUCUCACCAACCCAGCAGCGCCACCUGCUGCACCGCCUGCUGUACGCCGAUGCCUUUGAGCGCUUUCUCGCGCGCAAGUUCCCAUCGGUGAAGCGGUUUGGCAUCGAGGGCGGGGAGGCGCUGGUGCCGGGGCUGCUGGCUCUGCUGGGGCGGGCGGCUGGCAGCGGCGUUAAGUUUGUCGAGCUGGGCAUGGCGCACAGGUGGGUGGGGUGGGGCGCACAGGUGGGUGGUGGGGUGCACAAGUGGGCAUGGCGCAUAGGUGGGUGGUGGGGUGCACAAGUGGGCAUGGCGCAUAGGUGGGUGGUGGGGUGCACAAGUGGGCAUGGCGCAUACGUGGGUGGUGGGGUGCACAAGUGGGCAUGGCGCAUAGGUGGGUGGUGGGGUGCACAAGUGGGCAUGGCGCAUACGUGGGUGGUGGGGUGCACAAGUGGGCAUGGCGCAUAG
This is a messenger RNA of Closterium sp. NIES-65, 1272 nucleotides long. NCBI's taxonomy places the organism in Eukaryota, Viridiplantae, Streptophyta, Zygnematophyceae, Desmidiales, Closteriaceae. The record is from the annotation of a GenBank genome assembly.